Messenger RNA from Macadamia integrifolia, 2713 nucleotides. RefSeq lists its product as uncharacterized. Gene Ontology annotation, biological process: formaldehyde catabolic process. Bases 42 to 2537 code for a protein of 831 amino acids. The record is from RefSeq and is a predicted model, not a curated record. NCBI's taxonomy places the organism in Eukaryota, Viridiplantae, Streptophyta, Magnoliopsida, Proteales, Proteaceae. Gene Ontology annotation, cellular component: cytosol. The transcript is spliced from 22 exons. Gene Ontology annotation, molecular function: S-(hydroxymethyl)glutathione dehydrogenase [NAD(P)+] activity; zinc ion binding.
ACAACCUUCACAGACUAGAAGAAAGAAAUAGUACUAACAAAAUGUUGAGCAACGUCGGAAAAUUUGUUCGUAGCAUGUCGAGCACUGCCGGCAAAGUUAUUCGUUGCAGAGCUGCUGUGGCAUGGGAAGCAGGGAAGCCAUUAUCGAUCGAAGAACUGGAUGUGGCGCCACCAAAGGCAAUGGAGGUUCGUCUGAAGGUCCUCUUCACCUCUCUUUGCCACACGGAUGUUUUCUUCUGGGAAGCCAAGGGACAAACCCCUCUGUUUCCUCGCAUCUAUGGCCAUGAAGCUGGAGGGAUUGUGGAGAGUGUUGGGGAGGGUGUGACGGAUCUGAAGCCUGGAGACCAUGUUCUACCAGUGUUCACAGGGGAAUGCAAGGAGUGUCCCCACUGCAAGUCGGAGGAAAGCAACAUGUGCGAUCUCCUCAGAAUAAACACUGACCGGGGUGUGAUGAUCGGAGAUGGAAACUCUCGGUUCUCAAUUAAUGGCAAGCCCGUAUACCACUUUUUGGGUACUUCCACCUUCAGUGAGUACACUGUGUGCCAUGUUGGCAGUUUAGCUAAGAUUAAUCCUUCAGCUCCUCUUGACAAAGUUUGUAUUCUCAGUUGUGGAAUCUCUACAGGUCUUGGUGCAACCUUGAAUGUUGCAAAACCGAAAAAGGGUUCAACUGUGGCUGUCUUUGGAUUGGGAGCAGUAGGCCUUGCUGCUGCAGAAGGGGCCAAGAUAGCCGGAGCUUCAAGGAUUAUUGGUAUUGAUGUUAACCCCAAAAAAUUUGAUCUAGCAAAGAAGUUUGGUGUUAAUGAGUUUGUGAACCCAAAAGAUCAUGACAAACCAAUUGAAGAGGUCCUUGCUGGGAUGACUAAUGGAGGAGUUGACCGCAGCAUCGAAUGUACAGGAAAUAAUGCUGCCGUGCUGUCUGCAUUUGAAUGUCUUCAUGAUGGUUGGGGAGUUGGUGUACUUGUGGGUGCUCCAAGCAACGAUGCUGUUUUCAAGACCCACCCAGGGAACUUUUUGAAUGGAAGGACUCUCAAGGGAACCUGCUUUGGGAACUACAAACCAAGAACUGAUCUUCCAUCAGUUGUAGAGAAGUACAUGAACAAGGAACUUGAGCUGGAGAAGUUCAUCACCCAUGAAGUCCAAUUCUCGGAGAUCAAUAAGGCCUUUGACUACAUGCUUAAAGGAGAAGGUCUUAGAUGCAUCAUCCAUAUGGAAGGGAGGCCACCCAUGACCAAAAUUAUUGUAGGUCACUCCACUUCAACAGAGUCAUGUUCUCAGUUAGAAAAGUCAUUGGCUUAUCUAUCAAGCUGUGAAAAAGAUUCAAUAGAAGACAAACAAAUCCACUAUCUGUUUUACAUCAAGCAAUACAUGAAAUAUAUUCCCAUUGAUGUGCCUUCUCUCUUCUCUCCUGUUUCUUCUGGUGCUUCAGUCCUUCUGUUUUGGUGGUGGUGCAAAGAUAAGGUCAGCCUAAACUCGAUUCUCCAUCUCUUCUUCCUUUUCUUUCAACUCUUCAUCUUAUCCAUUGACGAUUCUACUGCCACCACCAAUGCUGUCACCAACGCUGCUGCCACCACCGAUGUUGUAGCUGCCAUUGUUGCCACCGGUGAUGAAGCUGCUGUGGCAUGGGAAGCAGGGAAGCCAUUAUCGAUCCAAGAACUGGAUGUGGCGCCACCGAAGGCAAUGGAGGUUCGUCUGAAGGUCCUCUUCACCUCUCUUUGCCACACGGAUGUUUUCUUCUGGGAAGCCAAGGGACAAAUCCCUCUGUUUCCUCGCAUCUAUGGCCAUGAAGCUGGAGGGAUUGUGGAGAGUGUUGGGGAGGGUGUGACGGAUCUGAAGCCUGGAGACCAUGUUCUACCAGUGUUCACAGGGGAAUGCAAGGAGUGUCCCCACUGCAAGUCGGAGGAAAGCAACAUGUGCGAUCUCCUCAGAAUAAACACGGAUCGGGGUGUGAUGAUCGGAGAUGGCAACUCUCGGUUCUCAAUUAACGGCAAGCCCGUAUACCACUUUUUGGGUACUUCCACCUUCAGUGAGUACACUGUGUGCCAUGUUGGCAGUUUAGCUAAGAUUAAUCCUUCAGCUCCUCUUGACAAAGUUUGUAUUCUCAGUUGUGGAAUCUCUACAGGUCUUGGUGCAACCUUGAAUGUUGCUAAACCGAAAAAGGGUUCAACUGUGGCUGUCUUUGGAUUGGGAGCAGUAGGCCUCGCUGCUGCAGAAGGGGCCAGGAUAGCCGGAGCUUCGAGGAUUAUUGGUAUUGAUGUUAACCCCAAAAAAUUUGAUCUAGCAAAGAAGUUUGGUGUUAAUGAGUUUGUGAACCCAAAAGAUCAUGACAAACCAAUUGAAGAGGUCCUUGCUGGGAUGACUAAUGGAGGAGUUGACCGAAGCAUCGAAUGUACAGGAAAUAAUGCUGCCGUGCUGUCUGCAUUUGAAUGUCCUCUAUUCCCUUGUUAUCAUAUUCAUUAUCCUUGUUCGAUCUUCAUCAAUUUAUCUGAACCAUUAAACUCAUCUAAGCUUACCAUAAAAUCUACGGUCUCUGAUAUGUGAUUUUGAUCAAUGACAUAAAAUACUUUCUUGAAGGGUUGGGGAGUUGGUGUACUUGUGGGUGCUCCAAGCAAUGAUGCUGUUUUCAAGACCCACCCAGCGAACUUUUUGAAUGGAAGGACUCUCAGGGGAACCUGCUUUGGGAACUACAAACCAAGAACUGAUCUUCCAUCAGUUGU